Molecule: messenger RNA, 2804 nt
Organism: Botrytis byssoidea
Lineage: Eukaryota; Fungi; Ascomycota; Leotiomycetes; Helotiales; Sclerotiniaceae
Exons: 3
Coding region: 894-2804 (636 amino acids)
Biological process (GO): magnesium ion transmembrane transport; intracellular magnesium ion homeostasis
Cellular component (GO): plasma membrane
Molecular function (GO): magnesium ion transmembrane transporter activity
Source: RefSeq, a predicted model, not a curated record
CCGUACUUACAGAGUACACUAAUAAAUUAAGCGCCUCCACCAAGAUUUCUCUUUCAAGCUUUCUUCCUCCAACUCCACUUCUUGUCCUCCCUUCUUGAAAAAUUGCAUCUCAAACAAUAUCGGAUUGGUUUCGACCGUUCAACUCCCUUUCUUAUUUAAAUACAACAUCUCACAUUUCAAUUAUUAUCUUCAAAUAUCAUUUCGCCAUUAGCCACUUACCAAAUAUCUUUUAUUUGGCCAUUGGCUGUACCCUUAGCCAUUACACCACGAGUACGCUUAGGGUUCCCAACACCACAUAAAACAGGCCGACCUUUUUUUCAACUUCUUCUACCUUGAAAAACUUCAACUCGAGACCGGCCACCCAUAAAACCUACUUGUCCACCCUUCCAACAACCCAAGCCACGAUCAAACUUAUUCAAAUACUGUCCCAUAUCGAAAUAUUCAAAUUGUCGCAUCAGAGCGAUUGUCGAACUCGAGCGUCUAUUCAUUUUGACUCAUAACGCCUCAACGGCUUCAUCGACAAUCAACCACCAAAUUGGCGGGACUCGUAUUCCAAGGCCUUUCCUUCAUCCGUCCCCUCCUCGGUCCAGUGAAGACCUGGGCCUACUGCGGAGGCGACAAGAAACCCCCAUAAUUGCACUUGAAGCAAUCCAACAACAAAACACAUAACUGCAGCUAUACAUACAAAUCAAAAAGGGGUAGCGGAUGGACGAGUAGCCAUUCUUCACUAGAGAUCACACUGUACAGGGAGUACCUGUGCAAAGCCAACUAUCAAAUUGACGCCAAGCAAGCGGUGGGCGCUCGUUGCGACCUGCCUGGACUUUGAAAGCUUUGGCUUCCUAGAAAUCUAAACUUAACCCAAAUAUAUCUUAUCCAUAAUAUUAUAACUCAAAAUGUCUGAACACGAAGACACCUCCCUUGAUACCGGCUACAGCACGCCGGUGCCAGAAUUAGAUGACCACCGACAUCAAUCUCAAGCUCUACCAAAAGCUCGUUCUCGCAGCGGUACUAUCGAUAGCAUGCAAGCUCCUUCUCCUCGAGCUCCACAGAGUCCAGACCUAGCGCAUGUAAACAACACACUUCUUCAAACAAUCGCAAGAGAUUUCGAGGAAGCCAUUGUCGACGAGGACUCGAGAGGUGUAUCUCCAACGGCCAUUCGAAUGGCGGAUAGAAGUCGUAGAGGAACUGCAGCCACUGCUGAUAUUCGUUCCCUAUCACCACCAAGCUCGGUGAAAGCAUUUGCAGAUGCAAGAAGAAGAGAACGAGAAAUGUCUGUCUCGGACCCGAACCCUGGAAAGGCAUUUGCAGAUGCCAGACGGCUCGAAGAUCAUAAUGCUCUUCAUAGAACAGAGUCACAUGCCAGCCACAGAAGCCAUCGUACAUUUCGUAGCAGACGUUACACUAACGAGAACGAUGCAAAGAGCUUCGCAAGUUCGUGCAAGUCGGCAAAGGAGGAUGUUUGCUUUCCUCUACAUGCUUCUCCAACCAAAAACACCUUACAAAUCAAUUUUGAAACCCUCGAGGAUUUCAUUUUGGAGGAGGAAAAUCGUUCCAAGACUCCUGUAAACCACACUCAACCUCGAAUCUUCCAUGAUUUGAGAAAUAACGGUGCGGUGCCCAUGAUUGUUACAUCGGAAGGCACGGUUGUUGAUAUUCCCUCGGGUCCACCAUCAAUCAAUGAGAAGUUGGAUUCAUCCAGCCUUGAGGAGCUUACCCGACCAAAGCAAUCGCACCCAGACACUAAUAGGUUUGAAUACUUUUCCUCGCACGGAGUAGAUAGUAUUCACGCAUCAGAAUUUGGUGAUCUCAUCCUGCCAGGAGAAGACAUAAGAACCCUAUUCACGCCUCCACAAGAAGAGGGAGAACAAGAAGAGAGUGUUUGGUGGUUGAAUAUGAACAGCCCAACAGAGGAGGAAGUUCGUGUGAUUUGCGAGGCAUUUGGUGUCCAUCCCUUGACCAUCGAGGAUAUCACAGCCCAAGAAACGCGAGAGAAGAUCGAACUCUUCCCUUCGUACUACUUCGCUUGUUUCCGUUCCUUUAGCGUUGUCGAGAUUGAGGACGGCCAGGAAUACGAUCCAUUCAACAUUUAUGUCAUUGUAUUUCGAGAGGGUCUACUCAGCUUUAGCUUUUCGCCAAACCCACAUGCAGGCAGUGUUCGUAAGCGUAUCACAUUGCUAAAGGAUUAUUUGUCUUUGAACAGCGAUUGGAUUUGCUACGCGCUCAUUGAUCACAUCGUUGAUACCUUCGGCCCUGUUAUCCACAAGAUCGACAAUGAAACAGAUACGAUUGAGGAUCAAGUUUUCAUUGCUCGCAGUGAUGAUAUGCAUGCCUUUUUACGAAAAAUCGGCAUGGUUCGAAAGAAUGUUAUGGGCUUGAUGAAACUUCUGGGUGGCAAGGCCGAUGUCUUGAGAGGAUUCACAAAGCGCUGUAAUUCCAAUUACCUCGUCACUCCUCACAUGGAUAUUGGUAUGUAUCUUGGCGAUAUUCAAGAUCACGUUGUCACCAUGAUGACCAGUUUGGGUCACUCUGAGAAGAUGCUCUCAAGAUCGCACAGCAAUUAUCUCGCACAGCUGUCAAUUGACAACAUCACCCAAGGGAAUAACGCAAACAAGGUUCUCAGCAAGAUUACUCUCCUCGCCUCCAUCCUUGUUCCUCUUAACUUGGUAUGUGGUAUGUUUGGUAUGAAUGUUGCUGUUCCUUUCGGGAACGCGAACAGUCUCAUUCCGUUCUUUACAAUUUUAGCUGUGUUGGUGGUUUUCUCUCUUGCUUCCUUGGCCCUAGCAAGACGGUAUAGAUAUAUUUAG